AUGACGACAAGCGAAUCACAGCACAUCGCGGUCUACCCGGGCUUCACGGCCCUCAAGCUGCCGUACAAGAACGACGUGCAGCAGCAAGCUGAAUUCUACAUGCUUAUCCUACUACCGGACAGCGAGACUGAGAUCGCCGAUCUGUACGACAAGGCCGUGUCAACGCCGGAGUUCAUCAAGACGCACACGCCGACAGUGAAGGUUCCAGUCGGGCGGUUCAUGGUCCCAAAGUUCAAGUUCACGUCCAAGUUCGAACUGUCAUCCGACAUGCGGAAGCUUGGUGUCACUAGGGCUUUCGAAGGCGGCGACUUCUCGGGCAUGAUGACCGGCGGGGAAGGGCUUUCCAUCAACGCGGUGUACCACAAGGCCACUAUCGAGGUGGAUGAAGUUGGCACCGUGGCCGCCGCUGCCACGGCCAUCGUCGGGUUUGGUAGUGCAGGACCGGGGGCACCACGGGAUCUGGUCGAUUUUGUGGCGGAUCGACCUUUCUUAUUUGCCGUGGUAGAGGAGGGGACAGAUGCAGUUUUGUUUCUUGGUCACGUGGCUAAUCCUCUCACUCACUAG
Molecule: messenger RNA, 564 nt
Organism: Triticum turgidum subsp. durum (durum wheat)
Lineage: Eukaryota; Viridiplantae; Streptophyta; Magnoliopsida; Poales; Poaceae
Source: the annotation of a GenBank genome assembly